Torulaspora globosa is the source of this 2343-nucleotide messenger RNA. RefSeq names its product ubiquitin-specific protease UBP14 (gene UBP14). The transcript has a single exon. NCBI's taxonomy places the organism in Eukaryota, Fungi, Ascomycota, Saccharomycetes, Saccharomycetales, Saccharomycetaceae. Gene Ontology annotation, biological process: protein deubiquitination. The record is from RefSeq and is a predicted model, not a curated record. Gene Ontology annotation, cellular component: cytosol; nucleus. Gene Ontology annotation, molecular function: cysteine-type endopeptidase activity; protein binding; cysteine-type deubiquitinase activity. Bases 1 to 2343 code for a protein of 780 amino acids.
AUGAUGGACGAGGAAUUCUGGAAACAGCUUAAUGUUCCUUCAGUCAUUGCAAAAGACGAAUGUCUUUACUGCUUUGAGACAGUGUACAACGAAACCACAAGCGAUCAAGGUACCUUACAUAGUCUAGACCUUUGCCUGUCGUGUUUCCAGGCUGUUUGCCAACGGCAUCUGCCAAUCCACACACGAGUUAGUGAUAAUAAUGAUGAGACUGUUCAUUCGAAUUACCUAUGUAUCGCUAAAGUUAGGAAAGCUGAGGAUGACGAAGAUCAACAAAUGGAUCAAACCAAUAAGAAGAUCAAGCUUAAUGUCGUCGAAAAGUCUGAAGAUGAAUGUUUUGAUAUUAAGUGGUCUUUGCUAAAGUACGAUUUGUCAACAUCAUCCCAAACUACUUCAUUCUCCGACAGAGACUCCAAUAUACCUGCAAUAAUGAGUGAGAAGAUCAGACAGAUCUUAGGCUCUAAAUCUCAGGAGUUAGUGGACAAGACAUCGUCAUGGGAACUUUCUAUAAGCAGCUGUCCUCAUACCAAAGACUUCAAAGUCGUAGACAGCGAACCAAAGACAAUUGCCGACACCUGUAAUGACUGUCAGUUGGCACAAAACCUGUGGGUGUGUUUGCAUUGUGGUAACGUUGGAUGUGGUAGAGAGCAAGUUGGUAUCGAAGGUCAUUCCCACGCGUUAAAACAUUUCGAAGGAAAUCCAUCGCAUGCUCUGGCUGUUAAACUGGGCUCGUUAAGUCAGUCAUCGGCUGAUAUUUACUGCUAUUCAUGUAACGAUGAGGUAAAAUUUGAUGACAACAAGCAGCUGGGUCAAGCUCUCUCAAGGUUCGGUAUCGAUCUAGAUAACAAAAUGGCAAGCGAAAAAAGUCUGGUCGAACUGCAGGUGGAGCAAAAUAUGAAUUGGGAUUUUCGAAUGGUGGAUGCGAAAGGGAACGACUUAAAGAGAUUGCCUGUGGGCAAACAGUAUGGCUGUGGUUUGAUCAACUUGGGUAAUUCUUGCUAUCUCAACUCCGUCUUACAAUGCUUACUCAAUGGAGGGGUUAAAGAUUACUCCUGGGGUCAGGUUGGCCAAGCUUUUCCAUUAGACGUGCUCUAUCCUGGCACGAACCUUAGGUGCCAGUUGAUCAAAAUAAACAAUGCCCUAGAGAUCGAGCCAGAGUUGUAUGCCAAUGGAAUACGACCCAGGAGUUUCAAAAAAUGUAUUGGCCAGGGCCACGAGGAGUUUAGCAGUGAGAGACAGCAGGACGCGCUGGAAUUCUUGACUUAUCUGAUCGACAAGCUCGACCAAAAAAUCUUCACAGGGGUCGUCCACAAUCCCAACAACCUGAUGAAGUUUGUAAUGCAAGAUAAACUGCAGUGCAACAAGUGUAAGAAGGUGAGAUACAGCAGUGAGCCAUGUAAGGCGAUACAGAUUCCUCUGAAAGAGUCUGACAAUCCAGAUAACUCGCAACAUCUUCUAGAGAGACUACAGGCUUACUUUAGCGGUGAGACACUGGAAUUUAGAUGUCCGGAGUGCAAUGAAACUGGAACUGCAACCAGAACUCCGGGCUUUCAGACUUUCCCAGACACCUUAGUGAUAAACCCUGUGCGGCUCAAACUGGUAAAUUGGACUCCCGUAAAGACCAAUGACGACUUGGAGAUACCCGGGUUAAGCGAUCUGUCUGACACGCUGGAUCUUUCAAGCUUCCAAUCGCGUGGAUUCGACCCUGAAACAGAAGUCAUGUUGCGCGAUACAGAUGAAGACCGAACAGAUGAGUUCGUACCAAAUCCCACAUGCGUCUCACAGCUCGUUGAGAUGGGCUUCACACCAAACGCCAUCGCGAAAGCCCUUCAUGCAUCCGGCAACGUAGAAACUGAACCAGCGAUGAACUGGCUCUUCGAACAUAUGGACGACCCUGAUCUAGAUGUCCCUUUGACGCUGUCUAAAAAAGCGGCACACGUUCCAAACCAAGUCGACCAAGAAUCCCUCGACAACAUGACCGCAAUGGGCCUAGAUCCUAAACUGUGCCGCAAGGCAUUGAUCCUCCACAAUGGUGACGUGAGCCGCAGCGUCGAAUGGGUCUUCUGCCACAUGGACGACGACGGCGAGUUGCCAAGAGGAACUGCCCCAGACACAGAAGCCGAGACCCAUGGGCAUCCUACACCAGCACCCUACAAACUAGUCGCGAUAGUUUGUCACAAGGGCAACUCUGCCCACUCUGGCCACUACGUUGCAUUCAUCAGAAAAUAUGUCGAUCAAGAAGAGAAAUGGGUAUUGUACAAUGACGAAAAGAUCGUCGUCGCCGUCGAAGACAAUUUUGAAGAGAUGAGGAAAAAUGGUUACUUGUACUUCUAUUCAAGAUUCUAG